Messenger RNA from Spodoptera exigua (beet armyworm), 1565 nucleotides. NCBI's taxonomy places the organism in Eukaryota, Metazoa, Arthropoda, Insecta, Lepidoptera, Noctuidae. The record is from the annotation of a GenBank genome assembly.
CCACAACGCAGUGUACUGUCACAUUUCUGUCAAAUCGAUUUUUAUCUGAAGUUCGCUAGCUCACCCCUAGCCCGACGUGCUACUGAUUGCAGUGCAGCCUAAAAUUGGAAAACUCCUUGAAAUGGCAUCGAAAACGAAAACUUUUGUAACUCCUUUAAUUCGUCAUGUUACGAGCAGGGGUUACGCUCAGGCUGCUCCAGCGGCCAGGAAGGAAUCCAAGGUAUCAAGCGCAGUCCUGCCCAACAAAACUUUUGUGGCAGCCUUGGACAACGGGUCCGCAGUAACUCGAGUAACCAUCGCUUUCAAGGCUGGUUCCCGCUAUGAGCCACAGACCGAGCUGGGUGUUGCUCAUGUGCUCCGUUCUGCUGCUGGGCUUAGCACCAAGCAUGCUAACUCUUUCAUUCUGGCACGUAAAUUGGCACAAAUCGGUGCCUCUGUAACAGCAUCUGGGGACCGUGAGUUUGUUUACUACACUCUGGAGACAACCCAGGACAAUUUGAAUGAAGCACUGGAUCUUGUCAACCAAGUGGUAACUGGACAAGAGUUCAGACCUUGGGAGCUUACAGACAAUGAGCCUCGUCUCAAGUUCGACAUUGCAUCCCUGCCACCUCAGAUCCGUGCUGUGGAUCUUCUCCACAAAGCCGCGUACCGCCGUGGCUUGGGCAAUUCUCUUUUCAUCUCACCUAAGAGGAUUGGCAAAAUUUCAUCUGAGUCUCUGCAGCAUUACGCAUGCAACUUGAUGACCUCAAGUCGUUGCGCUGUUGCCGUCGUCGGAGACUCUCAGGAAAGAGCCAACAUGAUUGCACAGAACCUAAACUUGUCUUCUAAUGAUAUUUCUGCACCAGAGGCCAGCAAAUACUAUGGUGGAGACUUGAGGAAAGAAAUGGGUGGUGACCUGGCUCACGUCGCCAUUGCGGUCCAGGGUGCUCCGGCUGGCUCUCCACAGGCUCUUGCCUUAGCCGUUGCUGCUAAAGCUCUUGGCAACGGCCCUGUGACCAAGUGGGGCUCCGACAACUCGCCCUUGGCUAAAGCAAUCGGCAACGUUGGCCCAUUCGCGGCAGCCGGUUUCAACGUGGCCUACUCGGACAGUGGCCUCUUUGGUGUUGUACUCUCUGUUCCUAAGGAUGAGGCCAAUGCUGCAGUCAAGUCCGUAGCUAAUAUCCUGAAGAAACCCAACUUGAAUGCUGCUGCUAUCCAGGCUGGCAAGAGCCAGCUGAAAUUACAGAUCCUGUGUGAGGCUGAUGCAGGUGCAUCCCUAGCUGAGUCUAUGGCUGCACAAGGUUUCUACACCGGAUCUGUCAAGACACCUGCUGACAUUGCCAAGCAAAUUGAUGCCCUCUCACCCAAUGAUGUUUCACAGGCUCUGUCCAGUGCCGCCGCAAACAAACUUUCCAUGGGUGCUGCAGGAAACCUAGCAUUUGUUCCCUACACCGAUGAAUUAUAAAUUACAUAAUUGUAUAGUUGUUAUUGCUUUAUUUUAAUAGUAAAGGAAGUACGGAACAUGUGAGAAAUUACCAGUAUAGUAUAAUGUGACUAAUAUUGAUUAUAACUUAUUGUUCACCUGA